AUGAUCGGGCCACGGCGUACACUCCACCUCUCACUGGCGCUCAACGCCGUGCUCGGUGCUGUGGUGUGGCUCGUCCUCUGGGCCCUGGCGGGCGACCAUCCGCAGCUGUGCAAGACAAGCAUCUACUCUAUCGGAUUCCAAUCUCCUCAGAUACAAGAGUCAUCCAGCCCCUCCAGCCCCUCCAGCCUGGCCAUUACCGAGCCAUCAGGACGGUGCGACAUCUGCGCAAGCGACAUCGGGCAGCGCCUGUGCACCGAGUAUGGUGCCCAAGUGGUGGCCCGCACCAUCGCCUUCAACCAGGGCAACACGCGCUUGAAGCGAGUCCUUGCGAAAUGGCGUGCUGGUAAACCAGUACGCCUUGGAGUGCUAGGCGGCUCGAACAGUGCAGGUCAGGGCGUCUGGGCCGAUAACCAGAUGACAUACUCGCAACUCAACAUGCACACAGUUCUGUUCAACUAUCUCGACAGCCGAUUCCCACAACCCGGAGGCAAGGUCAUGGAGCGCACGGGUGAGGCCGACCAGAACAGCCUCGUGAAUGGCGCACUAGGAGGCCGCGGAACCGAGUACUUUGCCAUGUGUUCAGAUUUACACCUCCCAGAGGAUCUGGACCUCUUGGUACUCGAGUUCGCCGUCAACGAUCAGUACCAGCUCGAAUCGACUGAGACGUACGAAUUCCUCGUGCGGUACCUCCUCGAGAAGCCGUCCGCGCCGGCCGUUCUCGAGAUCCAAACCUUUGGAUACGAAUUUGACAAGAUCCUUACAGGUGGUGCGAGUCACCUCGCCACGAACCUAUAUUAUAACGUUCCGACGAUUGCGCCUCGCACCCUCUUCUACGACGGCGCACAGGGCAACAUCACAAAGUUCUGGGACUGGUUCUACUGGUACAAUCCGCACGAGGUGCCGGAGAACCUAUACGGUGUCGACUUGCGUCACUUUGGGCCUGGAGGGCACCGCGUCUCGGCCGAGCUGAUGAUGGCGUAUAUCGAGCAGCAGAUGUGCGAGAUGGACCACGCAGAGCUCGUGGCAGGCACGAGCGACAUUGACAAGCUCUACCCAGAACAACCGCUGCAGUCGCUCUCAUUGCUGAGCACGUUUAGCCGCUCCAACUCGGACGCGGUCAUGGCACCCAUGGCGCCCAAGUGCCAGAGCGUCGAUUCGGAUUCGCAUCCUCUCACACCGUCCAGUAGUGAGGGGUGGGAACGCUGGACGUGGAGCAAUGACAAGGGCAAGACGAAAACGUACCUCCGUGCAACAAAGCCGGGCGCCAAGAUUGUCUUUGACCUUGGUUCGGUCACUGGACGCGUCGAGAUCUACUACCUGCGCUCCAAGAGCUUUGGGCUUGGUAACCUCCUCUGCAAGUUGAACGGGCAGGAGAAUAUCAUCGAGGGCUGGUGGGACAAGGCAGAGAAUAUCGGACAGAGCACGCGGUGGCGUGGCCUCAAACCAGGCAACUACAAGCUAGAAUGCGAGCUGUUGAGCGAAACGAGCGACCCGGGAGGCGGUACCGAGUUCCGACUCAUGGCAAUUAUGAGCAUAUAG
This is a messenger RNA of Cutaneotrichosporon cavernicola, 1539 nucleotides long. RefSeq lists its product as uncharacterized. Bases 1 to 1539 code for a protein of 512 amino acids. The transcript is spliced from 6 exons. The record is from RefSeq and is a predicted model, not a curated record. NCBI's taxonomy places the organism in Eukaryota, Fungi, Basidiomycota, Tremellomycetes, Trichosporonales, Trichosporonaceae.